Fusarium coffeatum is the source of this 2751-nucleotide messenger RNA. RefSeq lists its product as uncharacterized. NCBI's taxonomy places the organism in Eukaryota, Fungi, Ascomycota, Sordariomycetes, Hypocreales, Nectriaceae. The transcript has 3 exons. Gene Ontology annotation, biological process: lipid metabolic process. The record is from RefSeq and is a predicted model, not a curated record. Gene Ontology annotation, molecular function: phosphoric diester hydrolase activity. Bases 1 to 2751 code for a protein of 916 amino acids.
AUGCUGGUACGAUAUCACUGUCGGAGAAAUUGGCUACGAUACAUCGUUGGCGUCCUAUUCAGCCUGUGUAUCGUCCAACUUGGCUACAUCCAACAUCUCAACAAAGGCUUCAGAAGAGUUCCAAAUGACCCGUACGACCUCCGCUUCGGCCAUCUCAGCUACAAGAGCCCCGAAAUCUGGGACGACAGUCAUCAAACGUUCCUUCGCAAUGCUAAUCCCGUCCCCGUCCACUCGCACAAUGAUUACGAGCGCAACAUUCCUCUCUUCGAAGCUCUUGGCUCAGGCUGCAUCAGCGUUGAGGCUGAUAUCCACCUACGCGGGUCCAAGCUACUCGUCGGUCAUUCAAGACUGAAUCUCAAAGCUGCGAGGACGCUGGAGGCAUUGUACCUCGAUCCUCUGCAGCGUAUGAUCAGUGCGCAGAAUGAUGGACUCAAUGACACAUGGAGAGGGCUGUUCGACAAAGCACCAAAGCAGACAUUGGCUCUACUCAUCGACUUCAAGACCAAAGGAGCUCCGACUUUCGAUGAGUUGAAUCGACACUUACAACCACUACGAGAUCUAGACUACCUCACAUACUGGAACGGCACAGCAAGAAUUACCCGCCCCCUUACCAUCGUACUAUCGGGCAACGCACCCUUCGAAUCGGUCCUGUCCAUGAACUCCACCCACCGAGACAUCUUCUGGGAUGCCAAACUCGAGCGCCUAGUCUCCGCAGAGGACGACUUCAACACCAGCCCACCAACAUACCGCUUCAACACUUCCAACUCAUACUUCGCAUCCACGCGCUUUCAAAAUGCCAAGUUUUUCCGAUCUAAUGACGACAGUGGCUUGGAUGUUUUGCCCGAGAAAGAGAGAGAUAUGACAGCGACGCAGAUCGAGCAAGCUAAGUCUAGAGGGUUGUUGGCUAGAUACUGGGAUACACCCAAACAACCACCGAAUGUGAGGGAUAUUGCGUGGCGGGUGUUGAUUGACAAUGAGAUUGGGAUGUUGAAUAUGGAUGAUAUGGGAAUUCUUCAAGUCCUUUAUCGGUGCGCCGAGUCGUUUUCGCUCCACGAAAUGAUGCAAGUCUGCUUCGCCAACAAAACAUUCUAUCAGAUGGGAAUGGAGGCUAUUUAUGAAUCCGACAUUUUACAAGACGCUGUAUAUUGGGACCCGGUGCGUGGAACGAAAGUAUUCUACGAGAAGAUUGUGGAAGAUGAGGGCUACACGUAUCCAUGCCUUCUUGAUGAAAUGAUCGACACAGACAAUGAAGAUGAUUACGACUAUCUGCCACGAUAUUUUAGAGCGCAGGCACAGGCUGAUGACGAUGAGGCAGAGCUCCUCACCAACACAAACAAGAUGCAAUUCGUUCCUAGCAACGAAUUUUGGAUCAGGUUUCUGACAGCCCGAACUUUGGGAAAGAUCAGAACUAAGCCACCUACCGAAGAUCACCUUGUGUUAAAAGCAAUUGCAGAACAGAUGAUGCACUAUGUGCAGCUCCUAAAAUCACCUUGUAUCGCAACACAACAAGAUGCGAUCCGCAUUGUUUGCGAGGUGGCUGUUAAGCACGGAUUUAUCUACGACCGAAGAGAUUUCUUCAUCGGCAAGAAGUCUCUAGAGAAGACUUCGACGCCGUCAGAUGAGACAUGCUGUGUUAUUCGCGAUGGCCUACUCGGAGUUGCAGUCUACAUCAACGAGCCUGAUAUCUUCAAAGCGAUUAUCUCGAAAGAGCAGGUGGUGAAAUGCCCAGAACACAGUCAGGACAGCAACCAACCGUCCGAUAGAGAAAGCAGCCGUGUAUCCAAUUUCACGUAUCCGUGGACCCGGAUAGAUAACGAAUGGAUCCCGAAAUCUGGAUUCCAACCUCCAGAGUGCGGCCGCUCUCUUAUUCGUCUGUCCAAUACAGUCACAUUAGCUGUGCAGACCGACAACAUGACGUGCGCGUCUCUUGUGAAGGACAGCCUGCCCGAGAUAAGCCGUGACCGAGAUUAUGUCAUAUCUGAUAUAAUCAAAGUGUCAAGAACACCAGACAAAUUAAAAUGGCUGCAAUAUGCUAUCAAUUCAUGCCCAACGCUGACAAAGUUCAAUAUCGUUACGCCAAAUCUCCGAUUUCAUCUUGACCAUUUUGGGCGCACGGGCUGGGGCACUAGAAAACAUGGUGCUAAAGACCUGAGCGAGAUUCUCGACACGACAACGAGCUUGGAAGUAUUUGAUGUUGCUUACAACGCUAUCAUGGAAGGAUACAAUGAGGAAGAGGGUGUGUGGUGGACCAAGAUGACGUAUAAGCACGAGUACGCUGCGCAUAAUAUUCGCUCUUGGGGCACGGCACGAAUCCACCGUGCCGUAUUUGAUGAUUGUAUGCCAAUAGUCAAGAGACUUGUGGAAUUAGGCUACCAUCUUGGUCCAAAUUUCUCUUCCGAAGAUCUAGAGGACGAGACGGUCCAGACCUUGGUCGACAGUGAGAAACCGAGGGAUAUUUCAUUACCUCUUGCUGUGAGUAGAGGAGAUAUGGACAUGGUUCAACUUCUAUUCCAGAUUGGUGCAGAGAGGAAUAGGAAGAAUGUGCGAAAGGCUAUAUGGAUUGCUAUGGAGAAGGAUAGGCGCGAUAUGCUGGAGGUUUUGAUGGAGAAGGGACACCCGGACGGGUUGUUGAAUCACAGGCUUAAGAAGAUAUGGAUACAAAAGCUGAAAGCUCAAGGCAAAGAGGAUAUGCUUCCUUGGGUAGAUAAGAUAUCGGGCAGGCAGGAUGAGCUGAUAUCUGUAUAUAAUUAG